UUUCCCAAUAAAAUCUGCUUUGCCGGAUCAUUUCUCAGAAACAGGGUUGGUAAAUCCAAGCAAGUUAUGGAACUGAUAUUUUCUUCUUCUGCUCUUUCCUUUAUCUUCACAGCUUUUGCUGUGUCUGUUGGGAUUCUCGUCCUUGUGCUCAAUUUGAAACAGAAACCAUCUCAUAGGCUUCCCCCUGGAAGUUUAGGCUUCCCUUUGAUUGGAGAAACCCUGCAAUUCUUGUGGGCACUUCGAUCAAAUAAAGCUCAAGAGUUUUUCGAUAAAAGGGUGAACAAAUUCGGCCAUGUUUUCAAGACAUCAUUGAUUGGGCACCCCACAGUAGUAGUGUCAGGAUCCUCUGGAAAUCGCUUCAUACUGUCCAAUGAGAAUAAGCUGUUAACAAAUUCAUGGCCCUCUUCUUUCCUGAAACUUAUGGGGAAAGACUCUGUUUCAAGCAAAAGUGGUGAAGAGCAUAGGAUUCUGCGUGAUGCUCUUUCAGGAUCACUGGAUCCCGUAGCAUUACAGAACUAUUUGUCCCAAAUGAAUGCAGUCAUUCAAGAUGAGAUCAACAGACAAUGGAAAGGAAAAGAUGAAGUUAAAAUGCUUCCUCUGGUGAGGCACCUUAUGUUUUCCAUUUCAAGUAGCUUGUUUUUCGGCAUAAAUGACACGCAUGAACAGGAACAUCUCGAUAAGCUUUUCGACACUGUUCUUGCGGGAACUUUGUCUGUUCCAGUGAAUCUUCCCGGAACAAGUUUUCAUAGGGCGCUGAAGGCACGGUCAGAGGUGGAUAAAAUUCUCUCUUCUGUGAUUGAAAGGAGAAGAAGUGGUCUUAAUUCAGUUAAUCUGGAUCUGCUCUCUGUUUUCUUAAACUUCAAAGAUGAAAGAGGGAACCCACUUACAGACAAAGAGAUCUUGGACAACAUUUCAUUGUUGCUUCAUGCUGCAUUUGGGAGCAUCAUUUCAACAAUCACCAUUAUGUUUAAGCUCUUGUCCUCAAAUCCAGAAUGCUACCAGAAGAUGUCCCAAGAGCAAUUGGGGAUAGCUUCCAGCAAAAAGGAGGGGGAAGAAAUCACAUGGAAUGAUUUGAGAGAUAUGAAAUACACAUGGCAAGUUGCUCAGGAGACUCUGCGGAUGUUUCCUCCAGUGUUUGGAGGAUUUCGCAAAUCCAUGACAGAUCUUCACUAUGAUGGUUAUACAAUUCCUAAAGGCUGGAAACUAUUAUGGACGCCUUAUACAACGCAGACGAAGGAAGAAUAUUUCUUGGAGCCAGAGAAAUUCAGGCCUUCCAGAUUUGAAGACGAAGGGGCAAAUGUAGCCCCUUAUACGUAUGUACCCUUUGGAGGAGGCAUUCGAGUAUGCCCAGGAUGUGAAUUUGCCAAGAUGGAGAUACUAUUAUUUGCGCAUCACUUUGUCAAAGCUUUCAGUGGGUACUCUGCAAUUGACCCACACGAAAAGAUAUCGGGGAAUCCAUGUCCUCCACUUCCCGUCAAAGGAUUUCCAAUUAAGCUUUUCAUUAGGGAGUAGUAAAACAACAGAGGCACAUAUGCAAGGGUGAAAACUGCAUCCUCUUGUAGUUCUUUCUAUUUAUUUUAGAUUCAUUUCAUUGUUUGUCUUGAAUGUCAAGAUCGUUAUGUA
Cryptomeria japonica (Japanese cedar) is the source of this 1623-nucleotide messenger RNA. RefSeq names its product taxane 13-alpha-hydroxylase. The record is from RefSeq and is a predicted model, not a curated record. The transcript has 3 exons. Bases 67 to 1512 code for a protein of 481 amino acids. Gene Ontology annotation, molecular function: heme binding; iron ion binding; monooxygenase activity. Lineage: Eukaryota; Viridiplantae; Streptophyta; Pinopsida; Cupressales; Cupressaceae. Gene Ontology annotation, biological process: sterol metabolic process.